Molecule: messenger RNA, 2631 nt
Organism: Diceros bicornis minor
Lineage: Eukaryota; Metazoa; Chordata; Mammalia; Perissodactyla; Rhinocerotidae
Gene: NUP88
Product: nucleoporin 88
Exons: 18
Coding region: 197-2428 (743 amino acids)
Biological process (GO): ribosomal small subunit export from nucleus; ribosomal large subunit export from nucleus; mRNA export from nucleus
Cellular component (GO): nuclear pore
Molecular function (GO): structural constituent of nuclear pore
Source: RefSeq, a predicted model, not a curated record
GUCUCACCGGCCGGCCCCACACGGAGACACAUUUGGGCAUCUCAAGGAUGGGUGACUGAAGUAGUGACAUUUGGGAACCUCGUGCUUCCGGGCUGCCUGCUCGACGAUUGGCUGAAGCAGUGGACGGCUGGCUGCGGAUUGGCUGCGCUCAGCGGCGGGUUGAGCAACUGGAGUGAAGGGAGCAGUUGGGCCAAAGAUGGCGGCCGCCGAGGGCCCCGCGGGCGACGGUGAGCUGUGGCAGAGCUGGCUUCCUAACCACGUCGUGUUCACGCGGCUGCGGGAAGGACUGAAAAACCAGAGCCCAGCCGAGGCUCAGAAACCGGCUUCUUCAUCACUGCCUUCGUCGCCGCCGCCGCCGCCGCAGUUGCUUACGAGAAACCUGGUCUUAGGCCUCGGCGGAGAGCUCUUCCUGUGGGAUGGGGAAGGCAGCUCCUUCUUGGUGGUUCGCCUUCGGGGCCUCAGCGGCGCCGGCGAGGAGCCCUCCCUCUCCCAGUACCAGAGAUUGCUUUGCAUAAAUCCGCCCCUGUUUGAAAUCUAUCAAGUCUUGUUAAGUCCAACACAACAUCACAUAGCACUUAUAGGAAUAAAAGGAAUUAUGGUAUUAGAAUUACCUAAAAGAUGGGGGAAGAAUUCUGAAUUUGAAGGUGGAAAAUCAACAGUGAAUUGUAGUACCACUCCAGUUGCUGAGAGAUUUUUCACCAGUUCUACCUCUCUGGCUCUAAAGCAUGCUGCCUGGUAUCCAAGUGAAGUGCUGGACCCCCACAUAGUACUGUUAACAUCAGACAACGUGAUAAGAAUUUACUCUCUACGUGAGCCCCAGACACCCACUAAGGUCAUUGUACUUUCAGAAGCAGAAGAGGAAGGUCUAACGCUCAAUAAAGGAAGGGCAUAUACCGCGUCUCUAGGAGAGACAGCAGUUGCAUUUGACUUUGGGCCUUUGGCAGCAGUCCCGAAGAAUAUAUUUGGACAAAAGGGCAAAGAUGAAGUAGUGGCAUACCCACUGUACAUCUUAUAUGAGAAUGGGGAGACUUUCCUUACAUAUGUUAGUUUGUUACACAGCCCUGGGAAUAUCGGAAAGCUGUUAGGUCCAUUGCCCAUGCAUCCUGCAGCUGAAGAUAACUAUGGUUACGAUGCUUGUGCUAUACUCUGCUUACCCUGCGUCCCCAACAUCUUAGUGAUUGCUACUGAAUCAGGAAUGCUGUAUCACUGUGUUGUGCUGGAAGGGGAGGAAGAAGAUGACCAAACAUCAGAAAAGUCCUGGGAUUCCAGGGCCGACCUCAUUCCUUCUCUGUAUGUGUUUGAGUGUGUUGAGUUGGAGCUUGCCCUGAGACUGGCAUCUGGAGAGGAUGAUCCCUUUGAUUCUGACUUUUCUUGUCCAAUCAAACUUCACAGAGAUCCCAAGUGUCCCUCAAGAUAUCACUGUACUCAUGAAGCUGGUGUACAUAGUGUUGGGCUAACUUGGAUUCAUAAACUUCACAAAUUUCUUGGAUCAGAUGAAGAAGAUAAGGAUAGUUUACAGGAACUUGCUACCGAACAGAAAUGCUUUGUAGAACACAUCCUUUGUACAAAGCCAUUGCCAUGCAGGCAGCCAGCUCCAAUUCGAGGAUUCUGGAUCGUCCCUGACAUCCUGGGGCCCACAAUGAUCUGCAUCACCAGUACCUACGAAUGCCUCCUAAGGCCUUUAUUAAGCACAGUCCAUCCAGCAUCUCCACCUCUGCUUUGUACCCGAGAAGAUGUUGAAGUGGCAGAGUCUCCCCUCCGUAUUCUGGCUGAAACCCCGGAUUCCUUUGAAAAGCAUAUUAGAAGCAUUUUGCAGCGCAGUGUUGCAAAUCCAGCAUUUGUGAAAUCAUCUGAAAAAGAUACGGCCCCUCCUCCUGAAGAAUGUCUUCAGCUCAUCAGCAGAGCCACCCAGGUAUUCAGAGAACAGUACAUCCUUAAACAGGACCUGGCAAAGGAGGAGAUUCAGCGGAGGGUCAGAUUAUUAUGUGACCAAAAAAAGAAACAGCUAGAAGAUCUCAAUUAUUGUCGAGAGGAGAGGAAAAGUCUACGGGAAAUGGCUGAGCGCUUAGCUGACAAAUAUGAGGAAGCCAAGGAAAAACAAGAAGAUAUCAUGAACAGGAUGAAAAAAGUACUUCACAGUUUUCACUCUCAGCUCCCAGUUCUCUCUGAUAGUGAGAGAGCCAUGAAGAGAGAAUUACAGCUGAUACCUGAUCAACUCCGACAUUUGGGCAAUGCCAUCAAACAGGUUACUAUGAAAAAAGACUAUCAACAGCGAAAGAUGGAAAAAGUACUGAGUCCUCAAAAACCCACCAUCACUCUCAGCGCCUACCAGCGCAAGUGCAUUCAGUCCAUCCUGAAGGAGGAGGGUGAACACAUAAGAGAAAUGGUGAAGCAAAUUAACGAUAUCCGAAACCAUGUAAACUUCUGACACCACCAGCAACAGAUUCACACCUGAAGUUAACACGAGUGAAGGCUGAAACUCGUAUUGUAAAACAAGCAGCAUUAUCUAAUUUAUAAAGAGGCAGUCUAGAUGAACUUUGGUGUGGCUGUUCAUCAUUUUUUAUAUUUUACUUGUUUUAUAAUUAUUCAAUAAACGCUUUUAUUUAAAAAUUGGAAUGUGUUUUGUAUAUA